UGGCAACUAACAAUCCCGGACCGUUGCGGGGAUGAACAGCGGCUAAUGGCUGACUGGGAGUUUUGUAUUAGCUAACGUCCGCCACAGCCUCUGAUGUGGGCAUUUGUAGUGGUGCAGUGUUCCUGAAGUUGAAGUUGGAAGACAGAGCAUAUAAAGUGCCAAGCCGUGUGGAUUGGCAGCCGCUCUGCAACAUGUCCAAGAGCAAGAGCUCUGAGUCAGUGAAGGUGGUUGUCCGUUGUCGCCCUAUGAAUGAAAAAGAGUGUGCAGCCAAGUUUGAGAGGGUGGUUUCUGUCGAUGUCAAAUUGGGCCAAAUUAUUGUCAGGAACCCCAGGGAAGCUUCAGCCAGUGAACUCCCCAAAGUCUUCACCUUUGAUUCAGUCUACGACUGGAACUCCAAACAAAUCGAUCUGUAUGAUGAAACCUUUAGACCCCUGGUGGAUUCAGUUCUUCUUGGGUUCAAUGGGACCAUUUUCGCCUAUGGGCAGACGGGUACGGGGAAAACAUACACUAUGGAGGGGGUAAGAAAUGAUCCAGAGAGAAGAGGAGUGAUCCCUAACUCCUUUGAGCAUAUUUUCACUCACAUUUCACGGUCCCAGAAUCAGCAGUACCUGGUGAGAGCAUCAUAUCUGGAGAUUUACCAAGAGGAGAUCAGAGACUUGCUCUCCAAGGACCAGUCACGUCGUCUGGAGCUCAGGGAGAGGCCUGACACGGGUGUGUAUGUUAAAGACCUUUCAUCAUUUGUCACCAAGAGUGUGCGGGAGAUCGAACAUGUCAUGAAUGUGGGCAACCAGAAUCGUUCAGUGGGUGCCACUAACAUGAAUGAACACAGCUCCCGUUCCCACGCCAUUUUUGUCAUCACUGUGGAAUGCAGCGAGUUGGGUGUGGAUGGGGAGAACCAUAUCAGAGUUGGCAAACUGAACCUGGUAGAUUUAGCCGGUAGUGAAAGGCAGGCCAAGACUGGUGCUCAGGGGGAGAGGCUUAAAGAAGCUACAAAGAUCAAUCUGUCGCUUUCUGCUCUGGGGAAUGUCAUAUCAGCUCUGGUGGAUGGCAGGAGCAGCCACAUCCCCUACCGAGAUUCAAAACUCACCCGUCUCCUGCAGGACUCUCUCGGGGGCAAUGCCCGCACUGUCAUGGUUGCCAACAUUGGGCCAGCAUCUUACAAUGUGGAGGAGACCUUGACAACACUGCGCUACUCCAACAGGGCAAAGAACAUCAAGAAUAAACCACGCAUCAAUGAGGACCCCAAGGAUGCCCUUCUCAGGGAGUUUCAGGAGGAGAUUGCGAGGCUGAAGGCACAGCUGCAAAAGCGCUCAGGUAAGAAGAAAAGGAGGAGGCAGAGGAGGCGGGUCGGGGAAGGGAGUGAUGCUGAGGAUCUGGAAGAAGGAGAAACAGAGGACGAUGAUGAAGAUGGGGAAGACAAAGGGGAUUACUGGCGGGAGCAGCAGGAGAAGUUGGAGAGGGAGAGAAAGGCUAUCAUGGAGGAUCACAGUCUGGUGGCUGAUGAGAAGGUUCGACUGCUUAAAGAGAAAGAGAAGAAAAUGGAAGAUUUGAAGAAGGAAAGGGAGGCUGGAGAGAUGCUUGCAGCCAAAGUGAAGGCAAUGGAGAGUAAGCUUCUAGUAGGGGGGAAGAAUAUCGUGGAUCACACCAAUGAGCAACAGAGAAUGCUGGAGCAAAAGAGGCAGGAAAUCGCUGAACAGAAACGGCGAGAGCGGGAAAUGCAGCAGCAGGUUGAGAAUCGUGACGAAGAAACUCUGGAGCUGAAGGAGACCUACAGCUCUCUGCAGCAGGAGGUCGACAUCAAAACCAAGAAGCUGAAAAAGCUGUUUGCCAAGCUGCAGGCAGUGAAGGCAGAAAUCCAUGACAUCCAGGAGGCACACAUCAACGACCGCCAGGAGCUGGAACAGACCCAGAACGAGCUCACCAGGGACCUCAAACUCAAGCAUCUUAUCAUCGAGAACUUCAUUCCAUUAGAGGAGAAGAACAAAAUAGUCAACAGGGCUUACUUUGACGAGGAGGAUGAAUACUGGAAAAUGAAGCCCAUCACACGUAUAGAGGAUGACCAGCAGAUGAUGACCAGGCCUUUGUCCGCGGUCGGCUACAGGAGGCCUCUCAGUCACCAUGCUCGCAUAUCCAUGAUGAUGAGGCCUGACAUGAGAUACAAAGCUGAAAACAUCAUGAUGCUGGACAUGGACCUUCCAGCUCGGACCACUAAAGAGUAUCAGGAGCCGGUUAUCGCCCCAAAGGUGGCAGCGGCUCUGGAGGACGCUCUGAGGGAUGAGGAUGAGAUCCAGGUAGAUGCCUCAGGUUUUCACAGCAACUUGGGACCAACCCCGCCUGCCAGCACCAGCGGCAGCCUCAAGAAACCAAAGUCAGGUCGACCAAGAACGGGCAAAAAGUCGAGCACCCCGACCUCGCCAUUCAGCCCCUCCAGUCCAGGAUCCCCGCUUUACCCACAAUCCCGCGGCCUGGUGCCCAAGUGACAAUUUCUAUCUCUAAUAUCAUCACAAACCUCUCUUGUGCACCUUGCCACUUUGGGACUCAACUUUGAGAGAAAUUGUUUUGUUCUGUCCGAGUUCGUUUUUUUGUUUGUUUUUUUUUUUUUUUAGAAACUUGGGUCUGCAAACGAUAGAGAAAACUUUAAGAUUAAUGCUGCUUUGUAGGUUUUAACUGUAUUCACACCACUAUUAGCUGUUGUCAUGAGCUUUUCUUCUUGGACAAUUGAAACCCCUCAUCCUGACAGUGAGUCAACACAACACCAGGACAGCAGCCACGCAUGAAGCCUCACGUCACUCUACACUGCUGUUAUCUUUCCCUACAUUUGGCUACAUGCCACCGAUGUCUUAAAUGUACUCAAUGUCACAAUGUUCUUAAUGUACAGAAAAAAUGAAGGUGGGCUGAGAACCCCUUCUUGAUGGACUGCAGUAUCUUCAAUGCACUUCUUCCUAGAUCUUUACUUGUGUGUCGUAGUCCUCUCGCGUACUUUAAGUGUGGACAUUGGGGAUGGGGGGUCAGUUGAUGUAAAGACACAGGGUGUGUGUGCGUGCGUGUGUGCGUGCGUGUGUGUGUUGUACGUCAGGCCCCAUAUGUGUAUCUUUACAAACAUUGAACUUCUGGUAAUGUUAGAAUGGAGCUUUAAGUCUUUUUCUGUGUGUGUUGUUCUGUUUUAAAUGAAUACUUCAACAUUUUGAGAAAUUCGAUUAUUUGCUUUGACAGUUAAAUGAGAAGAUUAAUACCACUCUCGUGUUAUUGCUAAAUAUGAAGCUAGAUGCAUUUAGCUUAUCUUAGUUAGCAGUCUCCACUGGCAACCUCAUGGUGACGGCAAGACCCCGUUAAGGGCUGGCCAAGAAGUAUCUACAGCAUGCAAGUCCCCCAAACACCACAACGUGUUGUUUCACAUUCCUGUUUGUUGUGGAUUAAACAAGAUGAAUUGUGCUAAUUACUCACACUUACUUGCUAGGUGGAUGGACAGUGCUAGGCUAACUUCUAGCCCCUGCUUCCAGUCCACUAGGCUACGCUAAUCACCUGCUAGCUCUUGGUUCAUAUUUAGUGUCCAGACAGAGUAAAAAAGAAGUCCUAAAAUGUUGAAGUAUUCUGUAAAUGUAGUAUGAUUGUAAAUGCACAGGCCAGAAAGUAAAGCACACUACAGACUUGGCCUCUGCCACAAGUUGCUGUAAUCAGUAGAUGCUGGUCUUCCUGGAGCACACGAGAUGGAGGUGGGGAACGAUGGGAGAGAGCUCAACGCAUUUAUACAAACAACCACUAUGGACACAUUCUAGGUUGCAUGACAUAGCAGUUUUCCACCAGACAUCUGAGCAGGAGAUAAAUGCUAACCACACCCUGGGUCACUUCAGUUGAGUUACUUUCCUGGACUGUGCCUCAGAUUCUUCAGGGUUCCACGAUGCCUUAACCUGUGUCCUUUAAUCUCAGCUCCUUCAUUUUACACACACGUUCUUCUUGACCAGUUUCUAUUAUCAUGGUAUCCAGCUGUUCAAACUGGGAAUUGUUGUUAGCGCGGUCCUGACGUCCCUGUCAGAAUGGGGUGCACUCACAGAGAGGCAGAGUGUUCGGCCACAGUUGUCACCUCAGCCCUAGGUUUCAGGCAAGGGCCAGGAAAGCAAGUCAAGCAGAGGGUGACGUGUCCACCUUCUGUUUUUUUGGUUUUUGUUUUUUAUAUAUACCUCAUCUACAUUUGUAUUGGUUUGCGUGGUCCUUGGAAAGAACUGAUUGGUCUAACCGAACACUAAAUAAAAGCCCAGGGGAGUGCUGAGCUCUUCACAGUACUGUGAUGGUGCCACAUAACUCAGUCAAUACACACUCCGGACUUGAAUGGACGAACCGUUCCAUAUGUAUGCAUCCAGAUGAAUAAUAUGCAGUUUUAACCUCCAUGGUUCAGCCUGCCUCUCUGCUGCUCUCUGUUCCCCAUACUCUUAACUGUGAGGGGUGUGCUGUCCGCUCGCUGCUACUGUGUAGGGUUUUACAACCCACUGUGACAUUUCAGCAGGCCUGGGUUAAAUGGCAAAUGAAAUCCUCUCAAGUACUCGUGAUGUGUGCAGUUGAUUGUCUGUUUCACGGCCAUCAACCAUUAAGCCCAUCUCAGUUGUUCAGACUACUUGCUGUUUGACCCAAGCCUGCAGACUUUAUGUACUUCUGUAACAAUGAUUAUAGAUUUGUUGGUAGGCAAUCCUCAGUCACUUUUGCAGAUAUAUUAAAAAAAAAAAAAAAAAAAAAUCAAAAAUGGGUUUCCAUAUUGAAAAAAUCUAACUUAUUAUAAUCUUCAUUUUUAUAUACAGAUGUAUACAUUUUUAUUCAUUUUCUUCUUCAGUAGAUUGUUUUAUUUUUUUGAGCUUUGUAAUUUAAUGUUGAAAUUUUAUUUCUUUGCGUCAUACAUGUAAUAUGUGUCUUCUUUUUUAUUCAGCAAGGUACAGGCUCUGUGUGUGUGUGUGUGUGUGUGUGUGUGUGUGUGUGUGUGUGUGUGUGUGUGUGUGUGUGUGUGUGUGUGUGUGUGUGUGUGUGUGUGUGUGUGUGUGUGUGCGCGCGCGCGCGCAUGUGUGCGUGUGUUGGUUUGUUUGUUAGUUUGUAUACACUUAAAAAUUCUUCUGUCGAUUCUCCACAUGGAAGAUGAAAGCAUGGAUCAACUGUUGCACAUUGUUGAUUUGGAGGAGUGUGGAGACUGCUUAUAGAGUUAAAUGGGAGAUUGAUCAAGUCACAGUUGAGUAUUUACACGUUCACUGUACUUUUAACCUCGUAAACACAAGCAAAGUCUUUAGAAUAAGGAUGAAUUAUUGUAACUAACAUUGCAAUGCUGUACACCUGCCGCAUGAAUUUAGCAAGCUUCAGUUCUAUGUUUGGUUGUGUGAGUAUUCAUCAUUCAUAGGAAUUUGGUAAGCAAAAUGUGAAUGUCUUAAUUUAAUUGAAACCCUUUGCAUCUGUAUCCCAUAGCUACAUCACUGGAUCCAAACUUCAUAUCGAAGACUUUUGUGACCAACUUUUAUGUGCUGGUGUUGUUUUUCUAGCCAAAUGAUGAUCAUGCUGGUGCACUUCUGUCUGUGGCUGGCUGUCUUUUACUUUAGUUUCUUUUGAUUAUUAAAGACAAUUCAAUUACAUA
Messenger RNA from Chelmon rostratus (copperband butterflyfish), 5605 nucleotides. RefSeq names its product kinesin family member 3B (gene kif3b). The record is from RefSeq and is a predicted model, not a curated record. Gene Ontology annotation, biological process: microtubule-based movement. Gene Ontology annotation, molecular function: ATP binding; microtubule binding; microtubule motor activity. The transcript has 9 exons. Lineage: Eukaryota; Metazoa; Chordata; Actinopteri; Chaetodontiformes; Chaetodontidae. The coding region runs from base 192 to 2480 and encodes 762 amino acids.